CCUAGAAGAAUAAAAAAAUAAGCGGGGCAGGGCUCGGGAGCCCGCGGCAUCCCCGGCGCGGGGGAGUGCGUGUGCGGGGGGUGCCCCGCAGCCGCUGCGGGUCCGGCGCGAUGCGCCCCGCGCUCGGCUCUGCGGAAUAACGCGGCCGCCGCUCGCUGUCCGCGGCCCCGGGGCGGACGGACCCGACCGCUGGCAAUUCCCCUAUUGAUGUCCAUGAAUGCAAACACCAUGAUUUUCAUGAUCCUGGGCGCCUCUAUCGUUAUGGCAAUAGCUUGCUUGAUGGACAUGAAUGCGUUGUUGGACAGAUUUCACAAUUACAUCUUACCGCAUCUGAGAGGGGAAGAUCGAGUUUGUCACUGCAACUGUGGGAGGCACCACGUCCACUACGUCAUCCCGUACGAUGGGGACCAGUCAGUGGUGGACUCCUCAGAGAACUACUUUGUGACUGACAAUGUAACCAAGCAGGAGAUUGAUCUGAUGCUGGGACUUUUGCUGGGCUUUUGUAUAAGCUGGUUUCUGGUGUGGAUGGAUGGGGUUCUGCACUACGCAGUGCGAGCCUGGAGAACCAGCCGGCGCUACGACAAUUCCUGGUCUUGGAUUCCCAAGUUCUGUAACCUGAAGGAGCUGAGGAAGCGGCACCACAGGCAGUACGAGGAGGCGGCUGGGAACAUGGUGCACAUCAAACAGAAGCUGUACCACAACGGGCACCCCAGCCCACGGCACCUCUGAGCAACACCCCCCAGACUGCAGGCAGCUUCAAGCAGACUUUGCCCUUCUUCCAGGGGGAACACUUGCUGGUUUGCUCUCUGUGGAAGCCAGCUGAGGACCCGGUUUGACUCGUCCGUGCCGUGUGUCCCUUGGCACGCCACGAUGCACAACUAAGCCAGCCCUGGAUGCCAGGCAGCCAAGGCAUUGCACUGUGUUCCACCUUUUAUGCUCAGACUUGUGUAUAUAUGUAAAAACAGACCAAAACCCAAACCCCAAACGGCAACAAAAGGGAUUUGCAUUGUACUUUGAGCCUGUUUUUCCUGGCACUCAGCUGCCCUGCACAUCCAGCUGCCUUCCAGGGAGUGCUGGCCGAGGGGAUGGAGCUGGGACAACACCAAGAAGAUGCAGUUUCUCACCCAGGAGCUCCAGUCUCCCCGUUUCUUUGGUCCUUUGGCUUGGUUUUGCUCUGCUCUGUUCCUUCCAUUGCUAGAAUGGCUUGGCCAGUCACAGGUUUGGAUGGGGACUGCUGCCAGCGUGGUGGUGAAGGCACAGUGUCCCUUUUGCUUUGGUUCCUGCUCUGGGGAGUUGCUGUGGGAGAAAGAAGUCCUGGGAAUGUGUAACUGCUGUGUUGUUUGUGUUGCUGUACGCUGGAACCUGCAAUCCAGGGAGUCUCAGCAGCAGGGGAAGGGCAGGGUGAGGGCUCAGCCUGGCUGACAGGGCUGCUGCUGGCUGCUUGGCUCCAUUUGGUGCUGGUGGUACUGGGUUGGUGUCUCUGUUGUUCUUCACAGUGUGAAGUGUGUGGAGUUGAGUGGUGUUGGAUCCAACUUGCACCCUGGUUGUUCCUCUCUGCUCUGUAACCACCACCCAGCCCUUGCCUGGCAGGAGAGGAGCUGCUCUCCUCCUCUCAGAGCCCGAGGCCCUGGUUAAUGCCACCCUGGAAACACUGACUCUGUGAGCAGUCCUCCUGCAGCUCAGCAGCCACCCAUCUUCUUCUGUUCCUGCUCCAAGCUGAAACAACCCUUCAGGAGCAGGCUGGGCUUGGCUUGAGGAACACAGUGACGUGUGCCUGAAGCCAAGCUCAUCUCCAGAGCCAGUGGUCCCAAGAACAGGGUCAAUCAGAGCACGUGGCUUUGCCUCAGGUGCAGCUUUCAAGGUUGCUCUCAAAUGUCUGGGACCAACCUCCCAAUGCAGAGAGCUCCUGCACUCCCAGAGCAGCCUGAGGAGUGGAUGGAGCCUGUGUGGACAGCACAGUGGUGCCUGGUGCCUGCAGCAGCCCUGUUGUGCAGGGGGAGAGGAGCAGAGGGGCCUGGGCUGUUGCAGCAGCCAGCAGUGGGGAGAGAGAGGCUGUUACUGAGAGGGAUGAGGGAGGGAAACACCCCAAGAGUUUCAGGUGGUGGCCCUGAAUCCCAGUCACUUCAUUCAUCAUUUUGGGUUGAGCAGGGCUGGGCUUGAAUGGGGAAACCACACAGAACAGAAGGAUGCUGAGUAUGAUCAGAAGCUGCUCUUUUCCUCUGUGAAUCCUUGAGUGUGUCAGUGGGCUCCUGUUGUGUGAUGGAGUGUCUGUGAAGGGAGGAGGACACCAUGACUCCUUGCUCUUCUCCUCCCUACUUCAGUUUCUGUGUCUUGGGGUUUUUUAUUCAUUGUUUCCUCCUGCCCAGGAUCAGUUCAGUCAUUUACAAGCCCCCAGGGUGGCUGAGAGCCAAACAUACCUGUUUGUCUGCCAUUCCUACCUUUGCUGUUCCCUAGAGCCUCUCAUCUUGGAGCCCCAGUUUCUGCCUGGUCUGUACUGCUGUGUGUCAGCUUGACUGUCCUCCAGGACCUGCCAUGGUUGUAAUGUCUGCAGCCAGCUGUUAGUAUCUCAAGCAGGAUUUCUUCCCUAAGCAGCUCCUUUCCCAAGACACACAGCUUUGCAGCCUCCCUCCCCAUAUGAGCUCUGUGUGUCUGACCAUAUGGACCCAUCCUCAGUGGCAGGAGAUGCUCCCUGCAGUGGAGUGGCCCUGGUGUGGUGCCAGAGGAGAUGUGCCCAGGCAGCUGCUGUGUUUGCCCUUUGUGAUGGCAGACACUUAGCUGACAGCAGGGAACAGGCCCUGCAUUGGAACACAGGUACAUGUCAUGGCUGUGCCUGCAGAUGGGACUUUUUGCAGGGGAGGGGAAAGAGUUCCAUCACCAUAAGGGCAAAUACUGGAACUAAUUAGGAGGGGGAAAAAGCACUUUAAUGAAUCUUUUCACUUGCAGCCUCUCAGAAGAGAGACUUAAGGCAGUUGAGAGUGGUUUGCCCUGCUCUAGCAGCUGACCUGAGCUGGAAUGUCGGUAGAUAUGAAACCCACAGCGGGGAGGAGUGAAAUGAGAGCUCACCCUGAUCCAUUCUGACCCACACCAGAACUGCAGAAGAGUAUGAGGCUCUGGAAGAGGGGGGAAAAGAAAUCCACCAUGGGCCACAGUCCCACUGCUUAAGAACAGCCUGGUUUGUCUGCUGGUUACUGUCUGAGCCUCUCUCAUUUACACCCUGCCAAAACCCACCCAACGCCCUCAGUGCAGUUCAGUGGCAGUGAGGCACUGCUCUGAAAUCCAAGGACACCAAAAAUACCCUCACAGAGGAAGGUUUGUCCCAGCACCUGCCAAAACUGUGGGAUCAACCCUGGGGAACUGGCUGGGCCUGUGAUUCUCAUCCUUAGCCCAGGGGCAAAGUUCCAUCCCAUGCAUUGUUUCUGACCCAAGAGAUCUGGUGCAUCUCCUGUGCAGGGCUGGUUUCAAGCAGACAUAAGGUGGGAUUCUUGGUGUGGGGUGGUUUGUUUCUUCUAGGAGGCUUCUGUAGCUUCUCCCCUAUGUAACAGAGACCAGCCCAUGCCCAUUGCUGGGGCUGGGUGACACCAAGUCAGGCUGCAGUGCUGAGAACUCCCUGCACAGGAGCAGCCCAGGUCCCACUUAGCCAUGGUGGUAUGGAAAAGAUGACACUUGUUCCCAACAGCCAAGCAUCUGCCCAGCCUCUGUGGGGAACAACAACCCCCCCAGAGGGGCAGAAGGUCCUGUGUGUUAGCACAGAGCCCCAGCCCCACCACUGCACUGCCCCAUGCAGCACUUGCUCUCUCUCUCUCUGCUUGACACCAGCCCACUUACCCCAAGCCCUCAGCUGAUCCUGCUCAAGGUGUGAUCCUUACCAGCAUCUGGCUUCGUGCUCCCUUGUUCUCUGUGCCAGGGAGGUUGCUCCUGUUGCUCCCAGCUCGGUUGUCUGUAAAGUCUGCACUGUCUCCUUCUCCUGUGCAUGUUGUUUGUUUUGCUUUUUGUCUGGCUGUGGGGAGGGGUGGGGGGGUGUUAUCUCCUUGUUUAAUUGUCUGAGAUGUACCAGUGUUGACUUUGUUGUUCUCUUGCCUCUGAUCCAGCCUUCACACACACACAGAACCCCACAAACCAACCCAACCCCAACACAGAGCAAAACAACACCCCCCACCCCCCCAAAACCAACCCCAAAUGGUAGAGGGGUGAGUGGGGAGAAGGUGAGUUUGGCACCAGGGAGCUGACACAAGCUCAGGGCUGGGCAGGACAAUGGGCAGAAGCUGUGGGAGUGGAAAACAGGGGGCUGCAAAGCUUGCAGCUGGCAGCUGUGUCUGAUGGCAGCUCUGUGGGGACAAAGGAGUGGGAAGUGUGCACCAUGUCUCAGCACUCACCACCAGAUGCUCUGAGGGAGGCUUCUGCAGGAUGAGAGAGUGUGUGUGUGUGGGGGGGGAAUUUUGUGCUGCCUCAGGAGGGGCUAUUUAUAGAGCAGAGACAGAGCUUGAAAGUGGAUGUGCCAAUUCUCCAGAGCUGGGAUUGGCACUGGAAACGUUCUCCUGCAUUUUUUGGUGUGAGGAGCCCAAGGUCUGGCUGCCUGCACAACAAAUGGCUGUGUGCUGGGGCCUGGGAGCUGCUGCAAGGGAGGAGUGUGGAAAGGCAGCUGGAGGGAAGCACAAGCUUGUGAAAUCCACUGGAACAAGCAGUAACUCCUUUUUCAGUUCAAGCAUCUCCUCACCAGCCCUGCUGACCAGGCCCCUGGGUGAGAUCCCUGAGGCCAGGUAAAGCUGAACCCAUUCUAUACCAACCUUUCUGUUCUCCCACCUUCUCAUCUGUCAGCCCAGCACAUUCAGUGGCUCCCAACCACAUGGGCAUGAGAAGGAGGAGGCUGGCUUCACCCGAGGGGCAAGUGCUGUGCCAGGGAGGGGACAGCAGGGCUGCAGGUGGCUUCAGGAAUGAGCCCAAAGCCACCACACAUGGGAUUUCAGGUGUAGCCCAGAGCAGACCCAAGUCCUCUGUGUGCUGCCUUUGGCCUGCUGCUCUCACACAAUGAGAAGGGCCCUGACCCUCUGAGGAGCAGUUUGGGAAGGUGUCUUCUGUGAUCCCAGCCAUCUAACUAUCAUCUGUGACCCUAACCAUCAUCUGUGACCCUAACCAUCAUCUGUGACCCUAAACACCAUCUGUGACCCUAAACACCAUCUGUGACCCUAAGCAUCACCUGUGACCCUAAACACCAUCUGUGACCCUAAACACCAUCUGUGACCCUAGCCAUGCAUGCACCACUAAGGUCAGCAAGCUCUUGAGCCAGGUAGGGACACAUGUGGAUCAAAAACGUUGCAGGCUGGAAACACUGGAGAAUCAGGGGGGUGUGUGUGUGCCAGGCACUGGGCUGUGGAGCAGGGGCCAGCCAGGGCAGGGACAGGGACACAGGAUUGCUGUGAAGACAAGAUUUCCCAGCUCACUGCAGUGCCCAGGAGAGUGAGAGGCACCGAGUGAAGAGAAAAGCAGCAGCCAGGCCUGCAGCCUGCAUGGAUGUGGCUGCUGGGGCAAAAGAGAAGGAAGAGAAGGACUAGGAAAAGGUGGGCAGGGAUGAGGAGGAGCUGGAGAGGCUCAGGGCACCCUCCCAGUUUGUGUAACUCUGUCUCAUCUCAUGCUCUCUGCACCCAGCCUGUUCCUCUUCUCUGGUACCUCCCAUUCAUUCACACUCCUUUCCUUUCCCAUGAGGUUGCCAGUCUGAGUCCCCUCUCCAAGCUGAGCCCUGGCAUGACACCAGGAAGGUGGCUCAAUCCUGCAGGGCUCAGCACCCUCAGCUCACAGGGGGGCAGCAGAAGCUCUUGCAGGAGGGAGCACAGAGUUUGGGAUGUUUCUUGCCAACAGUGAUCUGUAGGGAGAACACAAAACAACCCUUGCAGUGCUGGUCCCCUGGCUCCUAAUCCUUUCCUUUGUUUUCCCCCUGCACUCAAACCACUUCUGCACUCAAACCACUUCUGCAUGCACCAGGCAGAGGGACAACACACCUUGAUACUAACAGAGAGAUGACACUCUGCUCCCAGGCUGGUCACAGAAUCCUCUCUGCUGGGGGUCAAAAGCAAUAAUGGCUCAUUUCCCUGAACUGAACACACCUGCCCAGGCAAAUGUCAGCCAGAGGUUGUGCUGCUGGGAGCUGUGACAAGGCUGUGCCCAAGCACAGGGCAGCAGCUGAAGGGCCUCAGAGAGCUGGAGGGUGGGGGAGGCAAUAGAUAAAGCACACUGUGAUUUCACUGGGGUCAAUGAGUGAGUGUAUUUCAGCCAUUCCUUCCCUUCCAAGACUCUGUUUGUAUGACAGACCCCCAGUUGAGCUCCUGGAAC
Colius striatus (speckled mousebird) is the source of this 6324-nucleotide messenger RNA. It is a transcript of the gene TMEM240, whose product is annotated as transmembrane protein 240. NCBI's taxonomy places the organism in Eukaryota, Metazoa, Chordata, Aves, Coliiformes, Coliidae. The coding region runs from base 208 to 729 and encodes 173 amino acids. The transcript is spliced from 4 exons. The record is from RefSeq and is a predicted model, not a curated record.